UUCUAUGAUACAUUUGCUUCUCAGUGUUGAAUUAAUGUUUCUGGAUUCCUGUUUAUUGCAGACUGCAACAAUGUUUAACUCCAACGUGUUUGAUCCUCACCAUCCCAUGCUUGAUAUGUCACCCCCCAACAAUUCCUCUGGGAGUGGUCAGGUAAGGCGCAGAGAAGAGGAUGACAUUGAUGCCAAAUCUGGUGGCACCGGCAUGGAGACCAUUGACGUUCCUUUCACUGAUGAGCAACAAGACUCCAACCAGCGACCCCGGAAGAAGGGCUACCACCGCCACACCACGCACCAGAUUCACCAAAUGGAAUUGUUCUACAAGCAUUGUCCUCACCCGGAUGACAAGCAAAGAAAAGAGCUGAGCGGCGAGCUGGGGUUAGCGCCUUUGCAAAUCAAGUUUUGGUUCCAGAACAAGCGCACUCAGAUGAAGGCUCAAAGUGAACGCCAGGAGAAUGCGCAUUUGAAGGCUGAGAAUGAAAAACUCCUCGUUGAGAACAUGCGGUACAAGGAGGCCUUUAGUAAGGCUACAUGUACCACCUGUGGAGGCCCUGCUUCGCCUGGCGAAAUGUCCUAUGACGAGCAGUUUAUGAAGUUGGAGAAUGCUAGAUUGAGAGAAGAGAUUGAGAGGAUUUCAGGAAUUGUGGCAAAAUAUGCUGGGAAGUCCACAACAUCCUACUCCAGCCUUUUAUCUCAAAAUUACAAUCAAAUGCCUUCUUCUUCGCGAGCAUUUGAUCUCGGAGUAGGAAACUAUGGUGGUGAUGGCAAUGACCUUCUUAGGUCAUCACUCCCCCCAAUUCUUGCUGAUGCUGACAAACCUAUCAUUGUGGAGGUUGCUGUUGCUGCAAUGGAGGAGCUAGUAAGGUUAGCUCGUGCUGGACACCCUUUAUGGGUCCUCAGCAACAACCACAAUGCUGAGAUACUGAAUGAAGAGGAAUACCUCAGGGUGUUUCCUAGGGGUACAGGUUCCAAACCCUUCGGCGUAAGGUCUGAAUCUUCAAGAGAUUCAGCUAUUAUUAUGAUGAACCCAGCCAACUUAGUUGAUAUGUUAAUGAACGUGAACCAAUGGGCAAGUUUCUUUUGCCACAUUGUGUCCAAGGCAUCAACACUGGAAGUGCUCUCAACAGGCGUGGCAGGAAACUACAAUGGCGCAUUACAAGUGAUUCAAGCUGAGUUCCAGCUGCCUACACCACUUGUUUCUACUCGUGAGAACUAUUUGGUGAGAUACUGUAAGCAGCAUCCAGAUGGGAUAUGGGCUGUGGUUGAUGUGUCCUUGGAUAAUCUGCGACCCAGUACAAUAUCAAGAAACCGAAGAAGGCCCUCUGGUUGUGUGAUUCAACCAUUGCCAAGUGGCUACUCCAAGAUUACUUGGGUAGAGCAUGUAGAGGUUGAUGAUAGAGCGGUGAAUAGCAUAUAUAGGCCUCUAGUUGGGUCUGGCCUUCCCUUUGGAGCUAAACGCUGGGUAGCUACAUUAGAUAGACAGUGUGAACGUCUUGCUAGUUCAAUGGCCAGCAUCAUACCAGCAGGGGACAUUUGUCCGGUAACCGAUGCUGAUGGAAGAAAGAGUAUUCUGAAUCUGGCAGAGAAAAUGGUGAUGGGCUAUUGUACUGGUGUUGGUGCUUCAUCUACUUGGUCAACGCUAGUCGGAAGCAAUGAUAUAAGGGUGAUGACCCGAAAUGGUGUGGAUGAACCGGGCAGAGACCCCAGUCUUGUGCUGAGUGCUGCAACUUCCUUAUGGCUUCCAGUCCCUCCAAAGAGGGUUUUUGAUUUCCUUCGUGAUGCAAACAGUAGGAGUCAGUGGGAUAUUCUCUCCAAUGGGGGUCUAACUGAAGAACUGGUACACAUAGCAAAUGGGCGUAACCCUGGCAACUAUGUCUCUAUACUUCGUAACAAUAAUGCUGAAACCACCAACAUGGUGGUACUUCAAGAAAGUUGCACUGAUUCAACUGGGUCAUAUGUUAUUUAUGCACCUGUGGAUGUUAGUGCCAUGAAUUUAGUUCUGACCGGUGGGGAUCCAAGUUAUGUUGCCCUGCUACCCUCAGGCUUUGCAAUUCUUCCUGAUGGGCCACCUAGAGUGAAUAAUGAAGGACUCAUACUUGAAGUUGGAGGUGGAGGUACUUUACUCACAGUUGCAUUUCAGAUCUUGGCUAAUUCAGCCCCGGAUGCAAAGCUAACUAUUACUUCAGUGCCGACUGUUCGUGAUUUGAUUAAGUGCACAAUUGAAAGGAUCAGUUCUGCCGUGAUGGAUCCAAUCCCCUAAGAUGCAUGUGGGUGACAAGCUUGGAGUGGUGCAACCUUAGUUUUCAACAAAAUGGAGAACAAGUCAAUAAACGCACCUUGGAGAAUCUCUAGCUCUUAGGUUCGAGUAUUGACUUUCACUAUUGAAGACCAAAGGAGUUCCGCCCGGGCUGCACAAUGUUUCAUUUUUUGCUUUGAAUAAACUGCUGUUUCAGCAUUUGGAAUUUUCACCACAAUUUUGUAAACUUGCCUCAAGUGGUGUAAUAAAUAAUUAUCGAAUUUUGCGGUUAUAUUUAU
Messenger RNA from Lotus japonicus, 2532 nucleotides. Its product is annotated as homeobox-leucine zipper protein MERISTEM L1-like. Lineage: Eukaryota; Viridiplantae; Streptophyta; Magnoliopsida; Fabales; Fabaceae. Gene Ontology annotation, biological process: regulation of DNA-templated transcription. The coding region runs from base 5 to 2257 and encodes 750 amino acids. Gene Ontology annotation, molecular function: lipid binding; DNA binding; DNA-binding transcription factor activity, RNA polymerase II-specific. The transcript has 11 exons. The record is from RefSeq and is a predicted model, not a curated record.